CUCCCACCACCGCGCCCUCUCCCGGCCACGGCGUGCCCCGCCCCGUGCAUGAAACCCUACCCCUAAACCCCGCCCCAUCCUCGCCACCCCCUCCUCUCCGGCGAUGGCCAAGGCGCUGCUCUCCUCCUCGUCCCCGCUCCCCGCGCUGCCCCGCGCCAGCAGCGGGGGCGCCGCGGGCCUGCUCCCGCCGCUCCGGCUCCGCCCGGGCGUCCGCCGGCGCGCCGCGGCGUGCGCCGUGAGGGCGGGCCUCCACGGGCUCGACUCGCUCGGGGGCCCCCACCUCCAGGCCGCGCUGGAGCGCGCCGAGGCCGCGCUCUACACGCUCGCGGACGCCGCGGUCGUCGCGGCCGACGCCGCCGCCGGGGGAGGGGACGCGGGGCAGGCGGCCGCGGAGGCGCAGAAGAACGGCGGGUGGUUCGGGUUCAUCUCCGAGGCCCUCGAGGUCGUGCUCAAGGUGCUCAAGGAUGGUCUUUCAGCAGUUCAUGUGCCGUACUCUUAUGGCUUUGCAAUCAUUCUGCUCACCAUCCUUGUCAAGGCUGCGACAUUGCCUCUAACCAAAAAGCAGGUGGAAUCAACUCUGGCAAUGCAGAAUUUACAGCCGCAGAUUAAGGCAAUCCAGCAGAGAUAUGCAGGAAACCAGGAAAGGAUACAGCUAGAGACUGCUCGGUUAUAUAGGCAAGCUGGAGUCAACCCCUUAGCAGGAUGUUUUCCAACACUGGCAACAAUACCUGUCUGGAUUGGCCUUUACCAAGCCCUUUCAAAUGUAGCAAAUGAGGGGCUGUUGACUGAAGGAUUUUUCUGGAUUCCGUCAUUGGGAGGCCCUACAACAAUCGCAGCUCGGCAAAGUGGUUCUGGAAUUUCGUGGCUCUUCCCAUUUGUGGAUGGUCAUCCUCCAUUAGGCUGGCAUGACACAAUAUGUUAUCUUGUGUUGCCUGUGCUACUUGUUGCUUCCCAAUAUGUCUCUAUGGAGAUAAUGAAGCCACCCCAGAGCGAUGACCCAUCACAGAAGAACUCACUGCUCGUAUUGAAAUUUCUCCCAUUUAUGAUUGGAUGGUUCUCUUUGUCCGUGCCAUCAGGACUGUCUAUUUAUUGGUUUACGAACAAUGUCCUCAGCACAGCCCAGCAGGUGUGGUUACGGAAAAUGGGAGGAGCAAAGCCUGCAGUCAGUGAGGGAGGUAGCGGAAUAAUUACAGCGGGACGUGCAAAACGCUCUAAUGCUCAACCAGCUGGGGAAAGGUUUAGGCAGCUGAAAGAACAGGAGAAUAGGAGAAAACUGAACAAAGCACUUGCUUCAGGAGAUUCAAAAGCAUCGGCAUCAGCAUAUGACUCAGAGGAUGAAGAGUCAGAUGAUGAGACUGAAGAAGAGGGAGUACCUGUGGAGGAAGCAUCCAGCACUAGCAGUGACAAGAAACUUCCAAGUUACUCAAGGAAGAAGGGCAAAAGAUCGAAGAGGAAGCGCAUGGUGCAGUAAUCAUUACAGCCUAAUUGGAUGUCGUUUUUGUCUUAACUGAAACGUGUGCAAGAUGAGCCCUCCUCUUCUUUUCUAAUAAUAGUUUGCUGAUGCAGGUUAAUUCAGUUGACCAGUUCAGUGCCACAGUUGAUCUCGGAGACAAUUUUGAUGGUCUCUUGGAGGCCUAAACUUGAGGUGCACACCAAUAGACAUAUCCGGGGUCACAGGUAAUGUGCUGGUAAGUGGUCAGACCAACUAGCUCAGUAUAUGCUAGGCUUGAGGGGGUGGACAGGAGAACAGGAGUCAAGUAAAUGUACAAGCAGAGGGAAAGGAUGUUUAGAAGUAGAUAAAGAUACUCGUGUGUAUUCUGUAAGGUGGGUUCCGAAAUUGGGCAGAAUCUGGACUGUCCAGAGCAUUCAUAUACAUUCCCUUUUUCUCCUCUGUAACCUUAUGUCAUUAUUUGGAGGGUAUAUUGCGAAGCUGACAGCCAUCCAGUCAUACAAAUGAGUUUAGUGCAACUUUUGGCACUGCAUCGUCUAGACUGUUACGAGAAUGAACUAGUGCAGAUCAGCUUUGGUGAA
Molecule: messenger RNA, 2031 nt
Organism: Panicum virgatum (switchgrass)
Lineage: Eukaryota; Viridiplantae; Streptophyta; Magnoliopsida; Poales; Poaceae
Product: inner membrane protein PPF-1, chloroplastic-like
Exons: 12
Coding region: 104-1471 (455 amino acids)
Biological process (GO): protein localization to chloroplast; thylakoid membrane organization; protein insertion into membrane
Cellular component (GO): chloroplast thylakoid membrane
Molecular function (GO): membrane insertase activity
Source: RefSeq, a predicted model, not a curated record